This is a messenger RNA of Exophiala aquamarina CBS 119918, 1254 nucleotides long. RefSeq lists its product as uncharacterized. The transcript has 5 exons. The coding region runs from base 1 to 1254 and encodes 417 amino acids. Gene Ontology annotation, molecular function: heme binding; oxidoreductase activity, acting on paired donors, with incorporation or reduction of molecular oxygen; monooxygenase activity. NCBI's taxonomy places the organism in Eukaryota, Fungi, Ascomycota, Eurotiomycetes, Chaetothyriales, Herpotrichiellaceae. The record is from RefSeq and is a predicted model, not a curated record.
AUGGUUAACCUCAAACAGACAAGCUUCUACUCAGUAUUUAGCCCAUUUUACCAAGGGACGCCGCUGGACAGCCUUUUCUCGACUCGAGAUACCACAUACCACAAAAAUGUGAAGAAGCCAGUUGCCAAUCUAUUUUCCAUGACGAACCUUAGAAGCUACGAGAUAUAUGUCGAUGAGUGUAACGGAAUUUUCAUGGACGCCAUGCGCGAUCUAGAAGGUCAACCAGUUGACUUUUCCAAGUGGCUUCAGUGGUACGCAUUCGAUGUCAUUGCAUCGAUAACGUUCCAACGACGUUUUGGCUUCAUGGAACAGCGUCAAGACGUGGACAACAUGAUCAGAGAUCUUGACCUUGGAGCUGGCUAUAUCAAAGUUAUCAGCCAAUAUCCCGGAUUUCAUCCGUGGUUGAUUGGAAACAGGUCGUUGAUGACAUUUCUAGAAAAAUGCUUCGGAGAGUUGCCGGAUGCUCUCUCGCGCUUCAUGAAGAUCACGGAGGAGGAGAUUGUGCGAUAUAGCAGCGAAGAUAAAAGAGAAGGCGUCGGACGAACAGAUUUUCUUGCACAGCUAAGAGCCAAGGAAGCCAAAGACAAUCAAAUAUCUUUUCGAGAUAUGAUGAAUCAUCUUUCUAACAACCUACUUGCGGGCUCUGAUACUACCGCAAUCUCGCUACGUGCUGUGUUUUAUUACCUCAUCAAAACGCCGAGAGCGUAUGCAAGACUAGUUGCGGAGAUAGAUGAAGCAGACCGGAACAAGAGGUUGUCCACCUCAGUCACCUUCGAGGAGAGCCAGAAGCUUCCUUAUCUUCAAGCGGUUAUAAAGGAAGCGCUGAGAAUGCACCCCGGGGUCGGCUUUCCUCUUGAGAGGUAUGUUCCUUCAGAAGGCGCCGCGAUCUGCGGCACUGUUCUUCCUGGAGGGACCACUGUCAGUGUGAACGCAGCAGUAAUUCACUUGAACAAGGAUGUGUAUGGCGAAGACGCUACACAAUUUCGACCUGAGAGAUGGAUCGAUGCUUCACCUGAGCAAUCCAAACUUAUGGAUCGCAGUUUCCUUAGCUUUGGGUAUGGAGCUCGGACUUGUAUCGGCAAGAAUAUUUCGUUGCUGGAGAUGGGCAAAUUCAUCCCUCAGGUCUUGAGGCAUUUCAACAUAGAAUGGGCAUCAGAGCACCCGGAAUGGAAGUUAGAAGCUGCUUGGUUCUGGAAGCAAUCUGGAAUCAUCGUGAAAUGCAGGAGGAGACCGAGGACAACGGAAGGGAUCUGA